AUGUUGUGGAGACGGACAGGACCUCCAUGUUGUGGAGACGGACAGGACCUCCAUGUUGUGGAGACGGACAGGACCUCCAUGUUGUGGAGACGGACAGGACCUCCAUGUUGUGGAGACGGACAGGACCUCCAUGUUGUGGAGACGGACAGGACCUCCAUGUUGUGGAGACGGACAGGACCUCCAUGUUGUGGAGACGGACAGGACCUCCAUGUUGUGGAGACGGACAGGACCUCCAUAGUGUGGAGACGGACAGGACCUCCAGGUUGUGGAGACGGACAGGACCUCCAUGUUGUGGAGACGGACAGGACCUCCAUGUUGUGGAGAAAGACAGGGCCUCCAUGGUUUGGAGAAAGACAGGGCCUCCAUGGUUUGGAGAAAGACAGGGCCUCCAUGGUUUGGAGACGGACGGGACCUCCAUGGUGUGAAGACGGACAGGACCUCCAUGUUGUGGAGACGGACAGGACCUCCAUGUUGUGGAGACGGACCUCCAUGUUGUGGAGACGGACAGGACCUCCAUGUUGUGGAGACGGACAGGACCUCCAUGUUGUGGAGACGGACCUCCAUGGUUUGGAGACGGACAGGACCUCCAUGGUUUGGAGACGGACAGGACCUCCAUGUUGUGGAGACGAACAGGACCUCCAUGUUGUGGAGACGGACAGGACCUCCAUGUUGUGGAGACGGACAGGACCUCCAUGUUGUGGAGACGGACAGGACCUCCAUGUUGUGGAGACGGACAGGACCUCCAUGUUGUGGAGACGGACAGGACCUCCAUGUUGUGGAGACGGACAGGACCUCCAUGGUUUGGAGAAGGACAGGGCCUCCAUGGUUUGGAGACGGACAGGACCUCCAUGUUGUGGAGACGGACAGAACCUCCAUGUUGUGGAGACGGACAGAACCUCCAUGGUUUGGAGACGGACAGGACCUCCAUGUUGUGGAGACGGACAGGACCUCCAUGUUGUGGAGACGGACAGGACCUCCAUGUUGUGGAGACGGACCUCCAUGUUGUGGAGACGGACAGGACCUCCAUGUUGUGGAGACGGACAGGACCUCCAUGUUGUGGAGACGGACAGGACCUCCAUGUUGUGGAGACGGACCUCCAUGGUUUGGAGACGGACAGGACCUCCAUGGUUUGGAGACGGACAGGACCUCCAUGUUGUGGAGACAAACAGGACCUCCAUGUUGUGGAGACGGACAGGACCUCCAUGUUGUGGAGACGGACAGGACCUCCAUGUUGUGGAGACGGACAGGACCUCCAUGUUGUGGAGACGGACAGGACCUCCAUGUUGUGGAGACGGACCUCCAUGGUUUGGAAACGGACAGGACCUCCAUAGUCAUCGUAUACAGUGGAUACAGUACACUGUGUCUGUAGGAUAGCUUAGUAAGUGUUUGUGUGUUAUUGGCUUGGUCUAUUUGAAAGUUCAGUGAGUGAGUGUGUGUGUGUGGUGUGGUUAGUGUGUGUGUGUGUGUGUGUGUGUGUGUGUGUGUGGUUUGGUUAGUGUGUGUGUGUGUGUGGUGUGGUUAGUGUGUGUGUGUGUGUGUGUGGUUUGGUUAGUGUGUGUGUGUGUGUGUGGUUAGUGUGUGUGUGUGUGGUUAGUGUGUGUGUGUGUGUGGUGUGGUUAGUGUGUGUGUGUGUGUGUGUGUGUGUGUGUGUGGUUAGUGUGUGUGUGUGUGUGUGGUUAGUGGUGUGUGUGUGUGUGUGGUUAGUGUGUGUGUGUGUGUGUGUGGUUAGUGGUGUGUGUGUGUGUGUGUGUGUGUGUGUGUGUGUUUGGUCGUGUGUGUGUGGUGUGGUGUGUGGUUAGUGUGUGUGUGUGUGUGUGGUUGGUUAGUGUGUGUGUGUGUGUGGGUGGUUAGUGUGUGUGUGGUGUGUGUGUGGUGGUUAGUGUGUGUGGUGUGUGUGUGUGUGGUUUGUUGGGUGUUGUGUGUGUGUGUGUGUGUGGUGUGUGUGGUGUGUGGUGUGGUGUGUGGUUGUAGUGGUGUGUUGUGGUGUGCGGUAGCUGUGGGGCCUGUGUGGUGAGUUGGUUGGUAGUGGUUUCCAUUUGUGUUGAAUCAGAGUGUGGUGGGGUGUGUGUCUCAUAACGGUGUUUUGGCUGAUGCCAUGUACGUGAGCCGUGGUGUUGCUGCAUGCCAUGCAUGUACAGAGAGCCCGGGGUGUGUUGUGCCUGCCAUGCGCAGCUGGUGACAGGAGAGCUCCGUGGGUGUGUGUGUGUGCGCAUGCCAUGGUACAGAGAGCUCCGUGGGUGUGUUGUGCCUGCCAUGCCAUGGUACAGAGAGCUCCGUGGGUGUGUUGUGCCUGCCAUGCCAUGGUACAGAGAGCUCCGUGGGUGUGUUGUGCCUGCCAUGCCAUGGUACAGAGAGCUCCGUGGGUGUGUUGUGCCUGCCAUGCCAUGGUACAGAGAGCUCCGUGGGUGUGUUGUGCCUGCCAUGCCAUGGUACAGAGAGCUCCGUGGGUGUGUUGUGCCUGCCAUGCCAUGGUACAGAGAGCUCCGUGGGUGUGUUGUGCCUGCCAUGCCAUGGUACAGAGAGCUCCGUGGGUGUGUUGUGCCUGCCAUGCCAUGGUACAGAGAGCUCCGUGGGUGUGUUGUGCCUGCCAUGCCAUGGUACAGAGAGCUCCGUGGGUGUGUUGUGCCUGCCAUGCCAUGGUACAGAGAGCUCCGUGGGUGUGUUGUGCCUGCCAUGCCAUGGUACGAGAGCUCCGUGGGUGUGUUGUGCCUGCCAUGCCAUGGUACAGAGAGCUCCGUGGGUGUGUUGUGCCUGCCAUGCCAUGGUACAGAGAGCUCCGUGGGUGUGUUGUGCCUGCCAUGCCAUGGUACAGGAGAGCUCCGUGGGUGUGUUGUGCCUGCCAUGCCAUGGUACGGAGAGCUCCGUGGGUGUGUUGUGCCUGCCAUGCCAUGGUACAGAGAGCUCCGUGGGUGUGUUGUGCCUGCCAUGCCAUGGUACAGAGAGCUCCGUGGGUGUGUUGUGCCUGCCAUGCCAUGGUACGGAGAGCUCCGUGGGUGUGUGUUGUGCCUGCCAUGCCAUGGUACAGAGAGCUCCGUGGGUGUGUUGUGCUGCCAUGCAUGGUACAGAGAGCUCCGUGGGUGUGUUGUGCUGCCAUGCCAUGGUACGGAGAGCUCCGUGGGGUGGUGUGGUUGUGGCUGCGCAUGCCUGGUCGAGAGCUCGGGGUGUGGUUGUGCCUGCCAUGAUGGUGAGAGGGUCGUGGGUGUGUGUGCCUGCAUGCCAUGGUACGAGAGCUCGUGGGUUGUGUGUGUUGUGCAUGCAUGGUACGGGAGGAGCUGGUGUGUUCGGGGGGUGGGUGGUGUGUGUGUGCAGUGCAUGGUAGGGGGAGGAGCUCGUGGGGUGUUGUGUGUGCCUGCCUGUGCAUGGUACGGAGAGGUCGUGGGUGUGUUGUGCUGAGCCAUGUUGGUACGGGGUGUGCGUGUGGUGUGUGUUGGCUGUGUGUGCUUAUUGGGGCUGUAGUGAGUUGGCGUUCGGGUGUGUGGUGUGUGGGAGUGGUGGUGAUUGUCGUGGUGUGUGAGGCUGUAGGGGGUGUGUGUGUAGGUGUGUGUGUGUGAUUGUGUAGGGGUGGGUGUGUGUGUUGGGUGUCAGGGUGGAGGUGAUGAGCGUGUGGGUGUGUAGGUGGUGGGUGUAGGAGGGUGUGUGGGGAGGUGUGUGGUAGGGUGUGUGUGUGUGUGUGUGUAGGGUGGUGUGUGUGGUGAGGUAGGUGUGGUGUGGUGUGUGAGGGUGGUGUGUGUGUGGUGUAGGGUGUGUGAGUGGAGUGUGGAGGGUGGUGUGGUGUGUGGGUGUAGGGGGGGUGUGUGUAGGUGUGUGGAUGUGGGUAGGGUGGUGUGUGUGAGGGUAGGGUGUGGAGGUGGUGAGGGUGGUGGGGGUGAGGGGGGGGGAGGGAGGGGGUGGUGUGGUAGGUAGGGUGUUUCGUGCGAGCGUUGUUGGUGUAGGGUGUGUGUGUGUGAGCGUGUAGGGUGUGUGUGUGUGUGUGUAAUGGAAGUAGGUGUUCAGGAAUGUGGACUCCUCCCAACAUUCCAGACAGUAUUCAUGUGUCAGGGUGACUGAUGGUUGUCAGGGGAGAGAAACAGGGGGAGGAGAGGGAGAGAGGAGAGGAAAGAGAGGGGAGGAGGAGGAGGAGGAGGAGGAGGAGGAGGAGGAGGAGGAGGAGGAGGAGGAGGGAAAGGGGUCCAUUUUCAAGCCACCUCCCUCCCAAUACAUCCCACCACCUGAUUCCACCCAUCCAGCCUGGUUUCUUCAUUUCUCCAACCCUUUCAGUAACAGUUUACAUUUGGUAGUUUAGUAUUACAUUCCAGUUCUCAUGUUGUCUGUGGUAAUAUCGUUCCCUCUUUCCUGUUUAGUUUGAUACGCAUUGACUCUCUUCUAUUUCCUGUUUCCUCCCCAGAUGAUGAGACCGACAGUCUGUCUGAUGUUAAGUGGAUUCAGAUCCUGGCCCCUCCGGCCCACCUACUAUCUCUGAACCCUGCCCUGUCUUUGACCCCGGACCUCGACCCCCUCCCCGUAAAGACCCUCCCGCCCCCCGACCCAUCAUCCAGCGACCCCCAGGGGCCUGACGCCAAACGCCACCCCACCGCCGAGCCCCCACCCUGGGGAGAAGAACGACCAGACUGCCGUGCAGACGUCCAGAGCCCUCCACUCCCCCAGCCCAACAUCGGCAAGCUGUUGGGGGGUGAGGAGGGCUCGUCCCCCCCUAUGUCAGCCUCCUCUAGCCCCCCUCCUUACCACCACCACCACCACCACCACUCAGCCCUGGAGAACGGCUGCUCCUCUACCAGCCCCUCUAGUCCAGCCAGCCCUGCCCUCAGCGGGCUCAGUGAAGAACCCUGCAAGGGGAACCAGACAAGGGUGACCGUUACCCCUUCAGACCACCACCAGCCCCCCACCCCCUCGGACCCAUGCCCUGAUGCCCCUGUGGGGGAGAGGGGUGGGGAGAGGAGUGGUGGAAGCUCCCACGUUAGUCACACACACUUUACCUUUGAGGAGAGGCUGGGAGGGGAUGAGACGAUAGCAGAGAAGUUGAACUCCAAGCCAGAGACUGAGAGAGCUGGUGCUGGGUCACCUAUUCAGGACAGUGGUAGGGAGGAGGCUGGAAUGGCUGGGGGACAGUCACAGGACAAUGGGGAGGAAGGUCAUGGAAAUACAGGAGGGACGAUGGAGGGGCCGAGAGAGCAGAAGGAGUGUAGGAAUUCCUCUCAGAAGCAGAAGAGGUUGAAAGGAGAGAAGGAGAAGGAGAGCAGGGGAGGUCAGGAUGGGGAGAAGACUCUUACCAACGGCCUGGCUACUGCAGGGGAGGAAGAGGAGGAGGAGGAAGGGCAGUCUCUCCUCCCUCCCCCCUCCAAGGAGGACUCCGUAACGGAGGAAAAGGAGAUGGAGGAGAGCAAGCAAGAGAACGGAGGAGAAGGAGGUAGCAGUGUUGGUUCUAAACUGAGCAACAGUCAUCUGCAGCCACUAAGUGGGAUGUUUGGCGGGGCGCGUCCCAAACAACCGGUCAAUGUCAAACUCCAGAUCCCCUGGCCGCUAUCCGGACACGUCCAGAACCAGCUAGCACCUACCGCUAACACCACCACCGCCGUCUGCAAGAACAAGAACCUUGAGAACCGUGCCGGUGGCGUAACCACGGAUACAGCAACUGUCGUUGCCGGGGGUGACCCUGGUGGUUGUGUUGUGGUUGUUAAUGGGGAGUUGCUAAGCGGGUCUCCGUCAUCAUUGUUGGGCCUGGUGGUGGCGUCAGAGAGCAGCCCGGACAACGACCUCCAGGCGGGGUAUCACCACCAGGGGGCUCUGCCCAGGAAACUGCUCUCCUCCCUGGGGGAUGUGGCCCCGGUGUGGGUCCCUGACUCCCAGGCACCAGUCUGUAUGAAGUGUGAGGCCCGCUUCACCUUCACCAAGAGGAGGCAUCACUGCAGGGCCUGUGGGAAGGUGGGUGCAGAUUCUAUUUUUUAUUGAACCUUUAUUUUGACAGGGAGUCAAUGCUGAGACCAAGGUCUCUUUUCCAGAUGAGCCCUGUUUAACACAACAAUACACAUCAAAAUACAAUAUACACAUUAAAGUACAUAUAUACAUUAAAAUACAUGUUAUUAUACACAACGAUACAGGAAAUGUAGACCCCAAUCAUAAACAGACACAUUCUUCAGUAAAAAGUUAUCCUAACAUUCGUCUGAAAUGCCCUAGAGGCACCGAUUUUUAGAGAGCUUUGGAGAUCAUUCCACACGUAAGGUGCAGAAACACUAAAAGCAGAUUUACCCAACUCAGUGGGGAUGGAAGGGACCUCCAGAAUUAGCCAUCCCUGUGGGUCAGGUGACUCGUAUGUCUGUAAUUUAACAAUGAAGUCAGGUAUGGUUGAAGUUUGCACAAGAGGGCUUAAUAAACAAAAAGAGAGCUACGAGACUUGAGGGCCGGCCUACUUUCUGAUACAGAAUGCAGUGAUGUGUCCUGAACCUAUCACCGUAAUAAAGCGUAGGGCACUACGGUAAACUGCGUCCAAUGCCUUCAGUACAGUAGAAGCUACAUUCAUAUAGACUAUAUCACCAUAGUCUAUAGCCGUAAUGAAUGUCGACUGAAUGAUUUGUUUUCUGAUAUUUAAGGAAAGGCAUGACCUGUUCCUAUAAAAUAAUCCCAUUUGAAUCGUUGAAGUUGAGCUGGGUUGUUCUAGGAUGGCCUGGUACAGGGUUCUAGGAUGGCCUGGUACAGGGUUCUAGGAUGGCCUGGUACAGGGUUCUAGGAUGGCCUGGUACAGGGUUCUAGGAUGGCCUGGUACAGGGUUCUAGGAUGGCCUGGUACAGGGUUCUAGGAUGGCCUGGUACAGAGUUCUAGGAUGGCCUGGUACAGAGUUCUAGGAUGGCCCGGUACAGGGUUCUAGGAUGGCCCGGUACAGGGUUCUAGGAUGGCCCGGUACAGAGUUCUAGGAUGGCCCGGUACAGGGUUCUAGGAUGGCCCGGUACAGGGUUCUAGGAUGGCCUGGUACAGAGUUCUAGGAUGGCCUGGUACAGGGUUCUAGGAUGGCCUGGUACAGGGUUCUAGGAUGGCCUGGUACAGGGUUCUAGGAUGGCCUGGUACAGGGUUCUAGGAUGGCCUGGUACAGGGUUCUAGGAUGGCCUGGUACAGGGUUCUAGGAUGGCCUGGUACAGAGUUCUAGGAUGGCCUGGUACAGAGUUCUAGGAUGGCCUGGUACAGGGUUCUAGGAUGGCCCGGUACAGGGUUCUAGGAUGGCCUGGUACAGGGGCCUUUUACAGCUGAAUCUGCACUGGGACAGGUCUGCUGUGGACAAACACCUUCUUAAUUUCCCAAGGUUACACACUAAGAGUGUAGUGUAUAUAAGAUAACAAUGUGUGUAAGAUCGUUGUUGUGAAAAUGUGAUGAUUUUGUCAAUUUAAUUUGAGAAAACAAGUGUCGUCAAGUGAGAUUUCAUUACAGAUGUGUGCCUGAACGGUGUGUGUAUGAAUUCAGUUUAUAAGCUGAAUUGGGUAGAAGACAGGCUGGAGAGGAGAACGUCUCUCUCUCAUAGAGACACGCGAUACCAGCACUCCUGAGCAGGGUCGGGGGUCGAUUCAGGAAGUACACUACAUUUCAAUUUCCAAUGCUCUUCGAUGUGUCUCCAGGUGUUCUGUGCUCUUCGAUGUGUCUCCAGGUGUUCUGUGCUCUUCGAUGUGUCCCCAGGUGUUCUGUGCUCUUCGAUGUGUCUCCAGGUGUUCUGUGCUCUUCGAUGUGUCCCCAGGUGUUCUGUGCUCUUCGAUGUGUCCCCAGGUGUUCUGUGCUCUUCGAUGUGUCCCAGGUGUUCUGUGCUCUUCGAUGUGUCCCCAGGUGUUCUGUGCUCUUCGAUGUGUCCCAGGUGUUCUGUGCUCUUCGAUGUGUCCCCAGGUGUUCUGUGCUCUUCGAUGGUGUCCCCAGGUGUUCUGUGCUCUUCGAUGUGUCCCCAGGUGUUCGGUGUGCUCUUCGAUGUGUCCCCAGGUGUUCUGUGCUCUUCGAUGUGUCCCCAGGUGUUCUGUGCUCUUCGAUGUGUCCCCAGGUGUUCUGUGCUCUUCGAUGUGUCCCCAGGUGUUCUGUGCUCUUCGAUGUGUCCCCAGGUGUUCUGUGCUCCUUCGAUGUGUCCCCAGGUGUUCUGUGCUCUUCGAUGUGUCCCCAGGUGUUCUGUGCUCUUCGAUGUGUCCCCAGGUGUUCUGUGCUCUUCGAUGUGUCCCAGGUGUUCUGUGAUCUUCGAUGUGUCCCCAGGUGUUCUGUGCUCUUCGAUGUGUCCCCAGGUGUCCUGUGCUCUUCGAUGUGUCUCCAGGUGUUCUGUGCUCUUCGAUGUGUCCCCAGGUGUUCUGUGCUGCCUGCUGCAGCCGGAGGAGCAGACUGAUCUACAUGGACAGGAAGGAGGCCAGAGUCUGCAUCACCUGUCACUCUGCCCUACUGAGUGGUGAGUCACUAUUACUACACUGAUCUAGGAUCAGCUUACUCCAUCCCGUUCCUGACCUUAACCAUUAAGAUGUAAACACAAUACUGAUCCUGGAGCAGCGUCUAGAAUCAACUUCAUCUCCACAUCCUUCUUCCAUAGCUUUGGUUUGGUUGGGGUUUGGUCUUGGCCCUAGUUGUAAGGUGUGGAAAAACUCCUGGCCCUAGUUGUAAGGUGUGGAAAAACUCCUGGCCGUAGUUAAAUGGCAUAGCAAUAGUCUACUGCAUACCUUCCUGUCUUCCCUAUAUUGAUUCUAUAUUGAUCCUAUAUCUCCCUAUAUUGAUCCUAUAUCUCCCUAUAUUGAUCCUAUAUCUCCCUAUAUUGAUUCUAUAUCUCCCUAUAUUUAUCCACAUUUUGUUACGUUACAGCCUUAUUCUAAAAUUGAUUAAAUUAUUUUUUUCCCUCAUCAAUCUACACACAAUAACCCAAAAUGACAAAUCAAAAACAGGUUUUUAGACAUUUUUGCAAAUGUAUAUAAAAAAAAAAAAAACGUAUUUACAUAAGUAUUCAGACCCUUUGCUAUGAGACUCGUAAUUGAGCUCAGGUGCAUCCUGUUUCCAUUGAUCAUCCUUGAUGUUUCUACAACUUGAUUGGAGUCCACCUGUGGUAAAAUCAAUUGAUUGGACAUGAUUUGGAAAGGCACACACCUGUCUAUAUAAGGUCCCACAGUUGACAGUGCAUGUCAGAGCAAAACCAAGCCAUGAGGUUGAAGGAAUUGUCCGUAGAGCUCAGAGACAGGAUUGUUUUACAGCACAGAUCUGGGGAAGGGUACCAAAACAUUUCUGCAGCAUUGAAGGUCCCAAGAACACAGUGGCCUCCAUCAUUCUUAAAUGGAAGAAGUUUGGAGCCACCAAGACUCUUCCUAGAGCUGGUCGCCCGGACAAACUGAGCAAUUGGGGGAGAAGGGCUUUGGUCAGGGAGGCUCCAGAGAUCCUCUGUGGAGAUGGGAGAACCUUCUAGAAGGACAACCAUCUCUGCAGCACUCCACCAAUCAGGUCUUUAUGGUAGAGUGGCCAGACGGAAGCCACUCCUCAGUAAAAGGCACAUGACAGCCCGCUUGGAUUUAGCCAAAAGGCACCUAAAUACUCUCAGACCAUGAGAAACAAGAUUCUCUGGUCUGAUGAAACCAAGAUUGUGCUCUUUGGGCUGAAUGCCAAGCGUCACAUCUGGAGGAAACCUGGCACCAUCCCUACGGUGAAGCAUGGUGGUGGCAGCAUCAUGCUGUGGGGAUGUUUUUCAGCGGCAGGGACUGGGAGACUAGUCAGGAUCGAGGGAAAGAUGAACGGAGCAAAGUACAGAGAGAUCCUUGAUGAAAAUCUGCUCCAGAGCGCUCAGGACCUCAGACUGGGGCGAAGGUUCACCUUCCGUCACGACAACAACCCUAAGCACACAGCCAAGACAACGCAGGAGUGGCUUUGGGACAAGUCUCUGAAUGUCCUUGAGUCGACCAGCCAGAGUCCGGACUUGAACCCGAUCGAACAUCUCUGGAGAGACCUGAAAAUAGCUGUGCAGCGACGCUCCCUAUCCAACCUGACAGAGCUUGAGAGGAUCUGCAGAGAAGAAUGGGAGAAACUCCCCAAAUACAGGUGUGCCAAGCUUGUAGCGUCAUACCCAAGAAGACUCGAGGCUGUAAUCGCUGCCAAUGGUGCUUCAACAAAGUACUGAGUAAAGGGUCUGAAUACUUAAGUAAAUGUGAUAUUUAUGUUUUUUAUUUUGAAUAAUUGUUAUAUAUCCUAUAUUGAGCCUAUUUCUCCCUGUAUUGAUCCGAUGUCUCCCUGAAUUGAUCCGAUGUCUCCCUGAAUUGAUCCGAUGUCUCCCUGAAUUGAUCCGAUGUCUCCCUGAAUUGAUCCGAUGUCUCCCUGAAUUGAUCCGAUGACUCCCUGUAUUGAUCCGAUGUCUCCCUGAAUUGAUCCGAUGUCUCCCUGUAUUGAUCCGAUGUCUCCCUGUAUUGAUCCGAUGUCUCCCUGAAUUGAUCCGAUGUCUCCCUGAAUUGAUCCGAUGUCUCCCUGAAUUGAUCCGAUGACUCCCUGUAUUGAUCCGAUGUCUCCCUGAAUUGAUCCGAUGUCUCCCUGUAUUGAUCCGAUGUCUCCCUGUAUUGAUCCGAUGUCUCCCUGUAUUGAUCCGAUGUCUCCCUGUAUUGAUCCUGUAUCUCCCUGUAUUGAUCCUGUAUUGCCCUAUAUUGAUCCUAUAGCUCCCUACAGUAUAUUGAUCCUAUAUCUCCGUCUCCUUUUUGCCGUCAGCUCAUUCGCGGGAGGGUACGUGUGGCGGGUCUAACCAGAGUCCUAACCCCAACAACCCAGCAGAGUUCUGCAGUACCGUCCCACCUCUGCAGCAGGUCCAAGCCUCAGGGGCACUGGCCUCCCUUCCUCCCCCCGUCAUGGUCCCUGUGGGGGUCCCUAAAACACCCGGCUCAGAGGGUAACCACCUCUCCAUGACACACCUAAACACCAGGGACCUUGUUCAUUAGGCACCAAACGGAAUAUAACUGACUGGAACAGGGAGGGACUACCUGAGCUUAUCCAAUAAGAAAUGCACUGUUUUCCGUUGCAAAAUGUUUUGCUAUGGUGUGCGCUAAUGAAUACGACCCUGUAUAACCUCUGACCUCUGACCUAUCUUCCUGUUUCCUUUCCUUUUUUGCUUUUUAUGAAUGCUUCCUCUUUCUCACCCAAUAGGACGUUUCCACCCUAGUUGCUUUCUUUUGAUAAUAGUUUUGUUUUCUGUGUUAAAUUUUGGAUUUAUCCAACCUGUGUGUGUGGGCGUCACAGGGUGUGCAGGUUUCCUCUCGCGGGAGCGGAAGAGGGUGUGGUUUGCAGAUGGAAUCCUGGCGAAUGGGGAGGCAGCAGAAUCCCCCAAGCCCUCAGCUUCCAGCCCCGCCCCCUCGCAACCAUUGGCUGUCUCACAGUGUUCCAACAAAUCCUUCUCUACUGAUUUGCGAGAGGUACGGUUGGCACCAAAGCUCAAAAGGUCACAUCUUACAGUUUGUUAAAGAGGAAUUUAAGCAAAAGUCUAGCAUUGACCUUUUUAUUAUUGAUAUUCUGAGGUUGGUUUAUAGUCCUCCUAUCAGGAGCUGACUGACUGACUACGACUAGGAGGAAACACACCUGGACAAGUUGUCCCUGGGUUGACCUUAGAGUUUCUAGAAUGAAAAGCCUUUUCAUACAGACUGUUUCCCGUCAUCUUCAGCAGUGAAGUGUGACCAGAUAAUGUAGUUUAGUUGUUGACGUCUGUCUGGACUGGGCAUGCCUGGUAGAGUAGCAACAGGUUAGAAAGUGACUCACCACUCAGCUUGUCUGUAGACUAGAAUCACUGGUAAAACCUUUAAUGCCUUUGUCUGUACUGAUCUCUGACUCAUCCAAUGACUGGAACUCCUAACACACAAACACACACACUCUGAAUUGCUGAAUGUGAAUAUGAAGGGUUGUCUGCCAAUUACAGAUUUAUUCAGCCUUCUACAAUUCUCCACACCUGUUUUUCUGUACUUAAACCCUCUCCUCCUCCUCUUCCUCCUCCUCCCCCCUCCAGGCAUCGUCCCCUGCCCCUGCGACCACCGUGGGAAGCCCUGUAGGCAGCUCCGUCAGUCUAAUUCCGGAGGACGGCCUUCCUCCCAUCCUCACCUCCACCGGAGUUAAAGGAGGUACGGGAGGCCACACCUUAACCUCCCCCGUCCUCACCUCACUGUCCAUCACACCUUAACCUCCCCCGUCCUCACCUCACUGUCCAUCACACCUUAACCUCCCCCGUCCUCACCUCACUGUCCACCACACCUUAACCUCCCCCGUCCUCACCUCACUGUCCAUUACACCUUAACCUCCCCCGUCCUCACCUCACUGUCCAUCACACCUUAACCUCCCCCGUCCUCACCUCACUGUCCAUUACACCUUAACCUCCCCCGUCCUCACCUCACUGUCCAUCACACCUUAACCUCCCCCGUCCUCACCUCACUGUCCAUUACCACCUUAACCUCCCCCGUCCUCACCUCACUGUCCAUUACACCUUAACCUCCCCCGUCCUCACCUCACUGUCCAUCACUCAACCUCCCCCGUCCUCACCUCACUGUCCAUUACACCUUAACCUCCCCCGUCCUCACCUCACUGUCCAUUACACCUUAACCUCCCCCGUCCUCACCUCACUGGUCCAUCACUCAACCUCCCCCGUCCUCACCUCACUGUCCAUUACACCUUAACCUCCCCCGUCCUCACCUCACUGUCCAUACACCUUAACCUCCCCCGUCCUCACCUCACUGUCCAUCACACCUUAACCUCCCCCGUCCUCACCUCACUGUCCAUCACACCUUAACCUCCCCCGUCCUCACCUCACUGUCCACCACACCUUAACCUCCCCCGUCCUCACCUCAACUGUCCAUCACACCUUAACCUUAACCUCCCCCGUCCUCACCUCACUGUCCAUCACACCUUAACCUCCCCCGUCCUCACCAUCACUGUCCACCACACCUUAACCUCCCCCGUCCUCACCUCACUGUCCACCACACCUAACCUCCCCCGUCCCUCACCUCACUGUCCCACACCUUAACCUCCCCCGUCCUCACCUCACUGUCCAUUACACCUUAACCUCCCCCGUCCUCACCUCACUGUCCAUCACACCUUAACCUCCCCCGUCCUCACCUCACUGUCCACCACACCUUAACCUCCCCCGUCCUCACCUCACUGUCCAUUACACCUUAACCUCCCCCGUCCUCACCUCACUGUCCAUCACACCUUAACCUCCCCCGUCCUCACCUCACUGUCCAUUACACCUUAACCUCCCCCGUCCUCACCUCACUGUCCAUCAACACCUUAACCUCCCCCGUCCUCACCUCACUGUCCAUCACACCUUAACCUCCCCCGUCCUCACCUCACUGUCCACCACACCUUAACCUCCCCCGUCCUCACCUCACUGUCCAUCACACCUUAACCUUAACCUCCCCCGUCCUCACCUCACUGUCCAUCACACCUUAACCUCCCCCGUCCUCACCUCACUGUCCACCACACCUUAACCUCCCCCGUCCUCACCUCACUGUCCACCACACCUUAACCUCCCCCGUCCUCACCUCACUGUCCACCACACCUUAACCUCCCCCGUCCUCACCUCACUGUCCAUUACACCUUAACCUCCCCCGUCCUCACCUCACUGUCCAUCACACCUUAACCUCCCCCGUCCUCACCUCACUGUCCACCACACCUUAACCUCCCCCGUCCUCACCUCACUGUCCAUUACACCUUAACCUCCCCCGUCCUCACCUCACUGUCCAUCACACCUUAACCUCCCCCGUCCUCACCUCACUGUCCACCACACCUUAACCUCCCCCGUCCUCACCUCACUGUCCAUUACACCUUAACCUCCCCCGUCCUCACCUCACUGUCCACCACACCUUAACCUCCCCCGUCCUCACCUCACUGUCCAUCACACCUUAACCUCCCCCGUCCUCACCUCACUGUCCACCACACCUUAACCUCCCCCGUCCUCACCUCACUGUCCAUCACACCUUAACCUCCCCCGUCCUCACCUCACUGUCCAUCACACCUUAACCUCCCCCGUCCUCACCUCACUGUCCACCACACCUUAACCUCCCCCGUCCUCACCUCACUGUCCAUUACACCUUAACCUCCCCCGUCCUCACCUCACUGUCCAUCACACCUUAACCUCCCCCGUCCUCACCUCACUGUCCAUCACACCUUAACCUCCCCCGUCCUCACCUCACUGUCCACCACACCUUAAUCAAUCAAUCAAUCAAUUUUAUUUUAUAUAGCCCUUCUUACAUCAGCUAAUAUCUCGAAGUGCUGUACAGAAACCCAGCCUAAAACCCCAAACAGCUAGUAAUGCAGGUGUAGAAGCACGGUGGCUAGGAAAAACUCCCUAGAAAGGCGAAAACCUAGGAAGAAACCUAGAGAGGAACCAGGCUAUGAGGGGUGGCCAGUCCUCUUCUGGCUGUGCCGGGUGGAGAUUAUAACAGAACCAUGCCAAGAUGUUCAAAAAUGUUCAUAAGUGACAAGCAUGGUCAAAUAAUAAUCAGGAAUAAAUCUCAGUUGGCUUUUCAUAGCCGAUCAUUAAGAGUUGAAAACAGCAGGUCUGGGACAGGUAGGGGUUCCAUAACCGCAGGCAGAACAGUUGAAACUGGAAUAGCAGCAAGGCCAGGCGGACUGGGGACAGCAAGGAGUCACCACGGCCGGUAGUCCCGACGUAUGGUCCUAGGGCUCAGGUCUCUCAGUUGGCUUUUCAUAGCCGAUCAUUAAGAGUUGAAAACAGCAGGUCUGGGACAGGUAGGGGUUUCGUAGCCGCAGGCAGAACAGUUGAAACUGGAAUAGCAGCAAGGCCAGGCGGACUGGGGACAGCAAGAUGUCAGCAUGCCCGGUAGUCCUGACGUAUGGUCCUAGGGCUCAGGUUCUCAGAGAGAAAGAGAGAACGAGAGAAUUAGAGAGAGCAUACUUAAAUUCACACAGGACACUGGAUAAGACAGGAGAAGUACUCCAGGUAUAACCAACUAACCCCAGCCCCCCGACACAUAAACUACUGCAGCAUAAAUACUGGAGGCUGAGACAGGAGCGGUCCGGAGACACUGUGGCCCCAUCCGAAGAAACCCCCGGACAGGGCCAAACAGGAAGGAUAUAACCCCACCCACUCCGCCAAAGCACAGCCCCCGCACCACUAGAGGGAUAUCCCCAACCACCAACUUACAAUCCUGAGACAAGGCCGAGUAUAGCCCACAGAGGUCUCCACCACAGCACAAACCAAGGGGGGGGCGCCAACCCAGACAGGAAGAUCACGUCAGUAACUCAACCCACUCAAGUGACGCACCCCUCCCAGGGACGGCAUGAAAGAGCACCAGCAAGCCAGUGACUCAGCCCCUGCAACAGGGUUAGAGGCAGAGAACCCCAGUGGAGAGGGGAACCGGCCUGGCAGAGACAGCAAGGGCUGUCUCUGCCUCCCCCGUCCUCACCUCACUGUCCAUCACACCUUAACCUCCCCCGUCCUCACCUCACUGUCCAUUACACCUUAACCUCCCCCGUCCUCACCUCACUGUCCAUCACACCUUAACCUCCCCCGUCCUCACCUCACUGUCCAUCACACCUUAACCUCCCCCGUCCUCACCUCACUGUCCAUCACACCUUAACCUCCCCCGUCCUCACCUCACUGUCCAUCACACCUUAACCUCCCCCGUCCUCACCUCACUGUCCAUCACUCAACCUCCCCCGUCCUCACCUCACUGUCCAUCACACCUUAACCUCCCCCGUCCUCACCUCACUGUCCAUUACACCUUAACCUCCCCCGUCCUCACCUCACUGUCCAUCACACCUUAACCUCCCCCGUCCUCACCUCACUGUCCAUCACACCUUAACCUCCCCCGUCCUCACCUCACUGUCCAUCACACCUCAACCUCCCCCGUCCUCACCUCACUGUCCAUCACACCUUAACCUCCCCCGUCCUCACCUCACUGUCCAUCACACCUUAACCUCCCCCGUCCUCACCUCACUGUCCAUUACACCUUAACCUCCCCCGUCCUCACCUCACUGUCCAUCACACCUCAACCUCCCCCGUCCUCACCUCACUGUCCACCACACCUUAACCUCCCCCGUCCUCACCUCACUGUCCAUCACACCUUAACCUCCCCCGUCCUCACCUCACUGUCCAUCACACCUUAACCUCCCCCGUCCUCACCUCACUGUCCAUCACACCUUAACCUCCCCCGUCCUCACCUCACUGUCCAUCACACCUUAACCUCCCCCGUCCUCACCUCACUGUCCAUCACACCUCAACCUCCCCCGUCCUCACCUCACUGUCCAUCACACCUUAACCUCCCCCGUCCUCACCUCACUGUCCAUCACACCUUAACCUCCCCCGUCCUCACCUCACUGUCCACCACACCUUAACCUCCCCCGUCCUCACCUCACUGUCCAUCACACCUUAACCUCCCCCGUCCUCACCUCACUGUCCAUCACACCUUAACCUCCCCCGUCCUCACCUCACUGUCCAUCACUCAACCUCCCCCGUCCUCACCUCACUGUCCACCACACCUUAACCUCCCCCGUCCUCACCUCACUGUCCACCACACCUUAACCUCCCCCGUCCUCACCUCACUGUCCAUCACUCAACCUCCCCCGUCCUCACCUCACUGUCCAUCACACCUUAACCUCCCCCGUCCUCACCUCACUGUCCAUCACACCUUAACCUCCCCCCGUCCUCACCUCACUGUCCAUCACACCUUAACCUCCCCCGUCCUCACCUCACUGUCCAUCACACCUUAACCUCCCCCGUCCUCACCUCACUGUCCAUCACACCUUAACCUCCCCCGUCCUCACCUCACUGUCCAUCACACCUUAACCUCCCCCGUCCUCACCUCACUGUCCAUCACACCUUAACCUCCCCCGUCCUCACCUCACUGUCCAUCACACCUUAACCUCCCCCGUCCUCACCUCACUGUCCACCACACCUCAACCUCCCCCGUCCUCACCUCACUGUACAUCACACUGUGUGUGUUUUCUUCUGUGUGUCACCUUUGUUGUCCAGCGAUCAUGUCAAUGUAGCAAGCUGGGAGGGGUGUGGUGCUGGGGGGUACAUUGGGGUACAUUGGGGUACAUUGGGGUUCGUUGUGAGAUGUCCCUGUUUGGUAACUGUGUGUUUUCCCCCACCAGCAUCGCCCCCCUCAGACUGCGCGGUGGAGGAGCGUCCCUCUGAGAUGAUUCUGAUGCAGCAGCUGGAGGACGGAGGUCCUGACCCGCUGGAGGACGGAGGUCCUGACCCGCUGGAGGACGGAGGUCCUGACCCGCUGGAGGACGGAGGUCCUGACCCGCUGGAGGACGGAGGUCCUGACCCGCUGGAGGACGGAGGUCCUGACCCGCUGGAGGACGGAGGUCCUGACCCGCUGGAGGACGGAGGUCCUGACCCGCUGGAGGAAGGAGUUCCUGACCCCGCUGGAGACGGAGGUCCUGACCCGCUGGAGGAGGGUACGGAGAGGUCCUGACCCGCUGGAGGACGGAGGGUCCUGACCCCGCUGGAGGACCGGAGGUCCUGACCCGCUGGAGGACGGAGGUCCUGACCCGCUGGAGGACGGAGGUCCUGACCCGCUGGAGGACGGAGGUCCUGACCCGCUGGAGGACGGAGGUCCUGACCCGCUGGUGUUUGUGCUCAAUGCCAACCUGCUGGCCAUGGUCAGACUGGUCAACUGUGAGUGUCUCGAUAAGGUCCUUCCAGGUCAACUGUGAGUGUCUCGAUAAGGUCCUUCCAGGUCAACUGUGAGUGUCUCGAUAAGGUCCUUCCUCCAGUAAUGUGGGUCUCGAUAAGGUCCUCCAGGUCAACUGUGAGUGUCUCGUAAGGUCUUCCAGGUCAACUGUGAGUGUCUCGAUAAGGUCCUUCCAGGUCAACUGUGAGUGUCUCGAUAAGGUCCUUCCAGGUCAACUGUGAGUGUCUCGAUAAGGUCCUUCCAGGUCAACUGUGAGUGUCUCGAUAAGGUCCUUCCAGGUCAACUGUGAGUGUCUCGAUAAGGUCCUUCCAGGUCAACUGUGAGUGUCUCGAUAAGGUCCUUCCAGGUCAACUGUGAGUGUCUCGAUAAGGUCCUUCCAGGUCAACUGUGAGUGUCUCGAUAAGGUCCUUCCAGGUCAACUGUGAGUGUCUCGAUAAGGUCCUUCCAGGUCAACUGUGAGUGUCUCGAUAAGGUCCUUCCAGGUCAACUGUGAGUGUCUCGAUAAGGUCCUUCCAGGUCAACUGUGAGUGUCUCGAUAAGGUCCUUCCAGGUCAACUGUGAGUGUCUCGAUAAGGUCCUUCCAGGUCAACUGUGAGUGUCUCGAUAAGGUCCUUCCAGGUCAACUGUGAGUGUCUCGAUAAGGUCCUUCCAGGUCAACUGUGAGUGUCUCGAUAAGGUCCUUCCAGGUCAACUGUGAGUGUCUCGAUAAGGUCCUUCCAGUUCAACUGUGAGUGUCUCGAUAAGGUCCUUCCAGCUUCAACUAGCAACACCAGCAUCGUUUCAUAUACUGUAGAUGUCAUAAUGUCAGUUUAUUCUGACCUCACUCUGAGGAGCUUGUCUGAUUCAGCAGUUUGGCUGUUGUUUUUCCUCACACUACUAGAGAAGUAAAUAUAUAAUGAGAGUAUAUAUCUAUACCCCCCCCCCCCCUCUAUGGUCCCACAGUACUAUCACUCAUUACUAGAAUCACUUAUUCUACAUUCUAUGGUAACCUUCUCUCGGCUCUCCCUUGCUCCCUUCCUGUAGACGUAAACAGGAAGUGUUGGUAUGUGACCAGUAAGGGGAUGCAUGCAGUGGGCCAGGCUGAGGUGGUGGUGCUGCUGCAGUGUCUGCCUGACGAGAAGAGCAUCCCCAAAGACAUCUUCAGCCACUUCGUACAGCUCUACCAGGAGGCCCUCAAAGGUUAGUUUAAUAUACCUCCACCAGGAGGCCCUCACAGGUUAGUUUAAUAUACCUCCACCAGGAGGCCCUCACAGGUUAGUUUAAUAUACCUCCACCAGGAGGCCCUCACAGGUUAGUUUAAUAUACCUCCACCAAGAGGCCCUCACAGGUUAAUUUAAUAUACCUCCACCAAGAGGCCCUCACAGGUUAGUUUAAUAUACCUCCACCAGGAGGCCCUCACAGGUUAGUUUAAUAUACCUCCACCAAGAGGCCCUCACAGGUUAGUUUAAUAUACCUCCACCAAGAGGCCCUCAUAGGCUAAUUUAAUAUACAGUACCAGUCAAAAGUUUUAGAACACCUACUCAUUCAAGGGUUUUUCUUAAUUUUUACUAUUUUCUACAUUGUAGAAUAAUAGUGAAGACAUCAAAACUAUGAAAUAACACAUAUGGAAUCAUGCAGUAACCAAAAAAGUGUUAAACAAAUCAAAAUAUAUUUUAUAUUUGAGAUUCUUCAAAUAGCCUUGAUGACAGCUUUGCACACUCUUGGCAUUCUCUCAACCAGCUUCAUGAGGUAGUCACCUGGAAUGCAUUUCAAUUAACAGGUGUGCCUUCUUAAAAGUUAAUUUGUGGAAUUUAUUUCCUUCUUAAUGCAUUUGAGCCAAUCAGUUGUGUUGUGACAAGGUACACAUAAGAUAGCCCUAUUUGGUAAAAGACCAAGUCCAUAUAAUGGCAAGAACAGCUCAAAUAAGCAAAGAGAAACGACAGUCUUCUACUUUAAGACGUGAAGGUCAGUCAAAUCAGGCCUUCAUGGUCAAAUUGCUGCAAAGAAACCACUACUAAAGGACACCAAUAAGAAGAAGAGACUUGCUUGGGCCAAGAAACAUGAGCAAUGGAUAUUAGACCGGUGGAAAUGUGUCCUUUGGUCUGGAGUCCAAAUUGGAGAUUUUUGGUUCCAACCGGCGUUUCUUUCUGAGACGCGGUGUGGGUGAACGGAUGAUCUCUGCAUGUGUAGUUCCCACCGUAAAGCAUGGAGGAGGAGGUGUUAUGGUGUGGGGGUGCUUUGCUGGUGACACUGUCUGUGAUUAUUUCGAAUUCAAGGCACACUUAACCAGCAUGGCUACCACAGCAUUCUGCAGCGAUAUGCCAUCCCAUCUGGUUUGGGCUUAGUGGGACUAUCAAUUGUUUUUCAACAGGACAAUGACCCAACACACCUCCAGGCUGUGUAAGGGCUAUUUGACCAAGAAGGAGAGUGAUGGAGUGCUGCAUCAGAUGACCUGGCCUCCACAAUCCCCCGACCGUAAUCAAAUUGAGAUGGUUUGGGAUGAGUCGGAACGCAGAGUGAAGGAAAAGCAGCCAACAAGUGCUCAGCAUAUGUGGGAACUCCUUCAAGACUGUUUGAAAAGCAUUCCAGGUGAAGCUGGUUGAGAGAAUGCCAAGAGUGUGCAAAGCUGUCAUCAUGGCAAAGGGUGGCUACUUGAAGAAUCUCAAAUAUAAAAUAUAUUUUGAUUUGUUUAACACUUCUUUGGUUACUACAUGAUUCCAUAUGUGUUAUUUCAAAUGUUUUAUGUCUUCACUAUUAUUCUACAAUGUAAAAAAUAGUAAAAAUAAAGAAAAACCCUUGUAUGAGUAGGUGUUCUAAAACUUUUAAUAUACCUCCACCAAGAGGCCCUCACAGGUUAGUUUAAUAUUCCUCCACCAAGAGGCCCUCACAGGUUAGUUUAACAUACCUCUACCAAGAGGCCCUCACAGGUUAGUUUAACAUACCUCCACCAGGAGGCCCUCACAGGUUAGUGUAAUAUAACUCAAUCAGGAGGCCCUACCUCCACCAGGAGGCCGUCAUGGGUAAAAUACGACAAAUACCACCAUUAGGAGGCCUACUAAGACAUUUUACAGCUCUACCAGGAGGCCUUCACAGGUAUAAUAAGACCAGUAUGCUACCUCAACCAGGAGGCCUACUUAAGAUUAUAUUAAACAGCUCUGCCAGGAGGCUCACAUGGGGGAAAAUGUGCUGGUAGAUCUAGAGGUCCACAUAGUGGAGUUGAUCCUUCCCAGCCAGGUUACCCUCACAGUUAGUUUCAAGUUUCAAAGUUUAUUUGCCACUUGCACAGGAUACAACAGGUGUAAAACAGUACAGUGAAAUUCUUACCUUGAAAGCUCUUUCCCAACAAUGCAGUGAUUAGUAAUGAUGAUAUAGAUAAUAACAGGAAAUAGAAUAAACUAAUAAAAACACACAAGAAAGUUCGAUAUUCAGGUAACCGCCAACAUAAAGGAAACCCCAACAUAAAGUGUCUUAACAGGGCAUUGGGUCACCACGAGCCAGAACAGCUUCAAUGCACCUUGGCAUAGAUUCUACAAGUGUCUGGAACUCUAUUGGAGGGAUGCGACAUCGUUCUUCCACGAGAAAUUACAUCAUUUGGUGUUUUGUUGAUGGUGGUAGGAAACGCAGUCUCAGGCGCCGCUCCAGAAUCUCCCGUAAGUGUUGAAUUGGGUUGAGAUCUGGUGACUGAGACGGCCGUGGCAUAUGGUUUCCAUAGUUUUCAUGGUCAUCAAACCAUUCAGUGACCACUCGUGCCCUGUGGAUGGGGGCAUUGUCAUCCUAUGGGGGCAUAGCCAUGGUAGCCAAAAUAACGGCCUGCCCAGCAUUUUUAUACAUGACCCUAAGCAUGAUGGGAUGUUUUAAUUGCUUAAUUAACUCAGGAACCACACCAGUGUGGAACCACCUGCUUUCAAUGGAUGUAUAUACAGGUCAGUACCAGUACCUUAUUCAAUGUACAGGGGUACUGGAGUGGUUGGAUAUACAGGUCAGUCCCAGUACCUUAUUCAAUGUGCAGGGGUACUGGAGUGGUUGGAUAUACAGGUCAGUCCCAGUACCUUAUUCAAUGUGCAGGGGUACUGGAGUGGUUGGAUAUACAGGUCAGUCCCAGUACCUUAUUCAAUGUGCAGGGGUACUGGAGUGGUUGGAUAUACAGGACAGUGUCAGUACUUUACUCCUUAAAGACCAUUGAAGCUGUGAGCUCUGUAUUCACUCCUUAAAGACCAUUGAAGCUGUGAGUUCUGUAUUCACUCCUUAAAGACCAUUGAAGCUGUGAGCUCUGUAUUCACUCCUUAAAGACCAUUGAAGCUGUGAGCUCUGUAUUCACUCCUUAAAGACCAUUGAAGCUGUGAGCUCUGUAUUCACUCCUUAAAGACCAUUGAAGCUGUGAGCUCUGUAUUCACUCCUUAAAGACCAUUGAAGCUGUGAGCUCUGUAUUCACUCCUUAAAGACCAUUGAAGCUGUGAGCUCUGUAUUCACUCCUUAAAGACCAUUGAAGCUGUGAGUUCUGUAUUCACUCCUUAAAGACCAUUGAAGCUGUGAGCUCUGUAUUCACUCCUUAAAGACCAUUGAAGCUGUGAGCUGUGGGUUUGGCCGGUGUAGGCCGUCAUUGUAAAUAAGAAUUUGUUCUUAACUGACUUGCCUAGUUAAAUAAAGGUAAAAUAAAUAAAAAUAAAAAUUGCUGCAACUCCCCAAUGGACUCGAGAGAGGCGAAGGUCAAGAGCCAUGCGUCCUCCGAAACAUGACCUGCCAAGCCGCACUGCUUCUUGACACAAAGCUCGCUUAACCCGGAAGCCAGCCGCACCAAUGUGUCGGAGGAAACACCGUCCAACUGACGACCGACGUCAGCUUGCAGGCGCCCGGGCCCGCCACAAGGAGUCGCUAGAGCACGAUGAGCCAAGGAAAUCCCUCCGGCCAAACCCUCCCCUAUCCCGGACGACGCCGGGCCAAUUGUGCGCCGCCCCAUGGGGCUCCUGGUCACGGCCGGCUGGGACACAGCCUGGCAUCAAACCCCAGGCUGUAGUGGCGCCUCAGCACUGCGAUGCAGUGCCUUAGACCGCUGCGCCACAAAUAAAAGGCGUUUUAACACUCAAACUCUCCCCCCCCUUUCCUUUCCUCUCCUCCUUCUUUUAACCAAUGUUCUUCUCUCCCCUCCAGGUAACGUCCUGACCCACCUGGGCCACUCGUUCUUCACCCAGAGUUUCCUGGGCAGCAGGGAGCACGGAGGGUUCCUCUACGUCUCUCCGUCCUUCCAGGCCCUCCAGGACCUGAUGCCUCCCCAACCCCCCCUACCUGUUUGGGCGUGGUUUGCCUGAAGAGAAGUUGGGAGACCCCCCUGGGCAUGGGUUCCCCUCAGGCUCAUGCUGCGCUGGCGCCGAGUACAGUGUGAGUACGGAGGGGGGUGGUUUGGUUAACUGGGUAGGUUAACUUUGGGUUGGUUUGGGUGGUGGGUUAACUUGUGGGUUAUGGUGGGUUGGGUAUGGGGUGGGUUGGGUAUGGCUGGGUUGGGUGGGUAUGGUGGGUUGGGUGGGUAUGGCUGGGUUGGGUGGGUUGGUAUGGGUUGGGGGGUGGGUUGGGGGGUAGGUGGUGGGUUGGGUUGGUAUGGCUGGGUUUGGUGGGUUGGGUAUGGUGGGUGGGUUGGGGGUUGGGGUGGGUUGGGUUGGGUAUGGUUGGGUUGGGUAUGGUUGGGUUGGGUUGGGUAUGGCUGGGUUGGGUUGGGUAUGGCUGGGUUGGGUUGGGUAUGGUUGGGCUGGGUUGGGUUGGGUUGGUAUGGUUGGGUUGGGUAUGGGGUGGGUUGGGUUGGGUAUGGUUGGGUUGGGUAUGGCUGGGUUGGGUUGGGUAUGGCUGGGUUGGGUUGGGUAUGGUUGGGCUGGGUUGGGUUGGGUAUGGCUGGGUUGGGUAUGGUUGGGCUGGGUUGGGUAUGGUUGGGUUGCAUUUAGUUUAGAUUGUAUUAUAUUUUUUGGGCUGGGCACAAUUUGUAAUGUACUGGCAACUCUGAUGUGAUUGUUCCGUUUCUAAAUGUUUUCCGUUUCAUGCCUGAACCUGGUGGUUGUAUGUUUUAGUCUACCCCUGCCCUCUCUUCAGUGUGCGGUUCAGAAAACCCCUGUUUGGAGAGACGGGUCACACCAUCAUGACACUGCUAGUGGUAAGAAUCACAGCUUCACUUCUGCUGUAUUACUCAUUCAGUCACCACGUACAGAUCUGGGAUCAGGCAAACAGAGUUUAAAUAGUCAGUCACCACGUACAGAUCUGGGAUCAGGCAAACAGAGUUUAAAUAGUACCAGGCAAACCGUUUUUAAAUAGUCUGGUCACCACGUACAGAUCUGGGAUCAGGCAAACAGAGUUUAAAUAGUCAGUCACCACGUACAGAUCUGGGACCAGGCAAACAGAGUUUAAAUAGUCUGGUCACCACGUACAGAUCUGGGACCAGGCAAACAGAGUUUAAAUAGUCUGGUCACCACGUACAGAUCUGGGAUCAGGCAAACCGUUUUUAAAUAGUCUGGUCACCACGUACAGAUCUGGGACCAGGCAAACAGAGUUUAAAUAGUCGGUCACGACGUACAGAUCUGGGACCAGGCAAACAGAGUUUAAAUAGUCGGUCAUGACGUACAGAUCUGGGACCAGGCAAACAGAGUUUAAAUAGUCGGUCAUGACGUACAGAUCUGGGAUCAGGCUAACAGAGUUUAAAUAGUCGGUCACCACGUACAGAUCUGGGACCAGGCUAACAGAGUUUUUAAUGUAAUAUAAUGUUAUUACUUUACUCUACAGGACUUCUGUAACUACCAGUACACGUUGACCAUGGUUAGGGCUGUGGCGGUUAUUGUCAUGCAAAAGACUGCCGGUCUCACGGUAAUUGACCAUUAAUUACCAUAAACACCUUUUGCAUCUCCAGGCCUCCAGGCCUCCAGGCAUACAGGCAUACAGGCAUACAGGCCUCCAGGCAUACAGGCCUCCAGGCCUCCAGGCAUACAGGCAUACAGGCAUACAGGCCUCCAGGCAUACAGGCCUCCAGGCAUACAGGCAUACAGGCCUCCAGGCCUCCAGGCAUCCAGGCAUACAGGCCUCCAGGCCUACAGGCCUCCAGGCAUACAGGCCUCCAGGCCUCCAGGCAUACAGGCAUACAGGCAUACAGGCAUACAGGCAUACAGGCAUACAGGCAUACAGGCCUCCAGGCAUACAGGCAUACAGGCCUCCAGGCCUCCAGGCAUACAGGCAUACAGGCCUCCAGGCAUACAGGCAUCCAGGCAUACAGGCCUCCAGGCCUCCAGGCAUACAGGCAUACAGGCAUACAGGCCUCCAGGCAUACAGGCCUCCAGGCAUACAGGCAUACAGGCCUCCAGGCAUACAGGCCUCCAGGCCUCCAGGCAUACAGGCCUCCAGGCAUACAGGCCUCCAGGCAUACAGGCCUCCAGGCCUCCAGGCAUACAAGCCGCUGAUGUGCACAUUUGGAACAUCUACAUUUAAAAAAAGUAUAAUACAUUAAUUGAAUGUACACCAUCACAAUAAACAAUGCAAAUAGUCCGGGUAGCCAUUUGAUUAGCUGUUCAGGAGUCUUAUGGCUUGGGGGGUAGAAGCUGUUAAGAAGGGGGGGGGCAGGUAGCUUAGUGGUUAAGAGCGUUGUGCCAGUAACCGAAAGGUCGCUGGUUCUAAUCCCCGAGCCGACUAGGUGAAAAAUCUGUCGAUGUGCCCUUGAGCAAGGCACUUAACCCUAAUUGCUCCUGUAAGUCGCUCUGGAUAAGAGCGUCUGCUAAAUGACUAAAAAAAAAAAAAAAAAAAAGCCUUUUGGACCUAGACUUGGCGCUCCGGUACCGCUUGCCGUGCGGUAGCAGAGAGAACAGUCUAUGACUAGGGUGGCUGGAGUCUUUGACAAUUUUUAGAGCCUUCCUCUGACACCGCCUGGUAUAGAGGCGGCAGGUAGCUUAGUGGUUAAGAGCGAUGUGCCAGUAACCGAAAGGUCGCUGGUUCUAAUCCCCGAGCCGACUAGGUGAAAAAUCUGUCGAUGUGCCCUUGAGCAAGGCACUUAACCCUAAUUGCUCCUGUAAGUCGCUCUGGAUAAGAGCGUCUGCUAAAUGACUAAAAUGUAAAUGUAAAUGUAAAGGUCCUGGAUGGCAGGAAGGUUGGCCCCAGUGAUGUACUGGCCAUAGUGGUCCUGGAUGGCAGGAAGGUUGGCCCCAGUGAUGGACUGGCCAUAGUGGUCCUGGAUGGCAGGAAGGUUGGCCCCAGUGAUGUACUGGCCAUAGUGGUCCUGGAUGGCAGGAAGGUUGGCCCCACUGAUGUACUGGCCAUAGUGGUCCUGGAUGGCAGGAAGGUUGGCCCCACUGAUGUACUGGCCAUAGUGGUCCUGGAUGGCAGGAAGGUUGGCCCCAGUGAUGUACUGGCCAUAGUGGUCCUGGAUGGCAGGAAGGUUGGCCAUAGUGGUCCUGGAUGGCAGGAAGGUUGGCCCCAGUGAUGUACUGGCCAUAGUGGUCCUGGAUGGCAGGAAGGUUGGCCCCAGUGAUGUACUGGCCAUAGUGGUCCUGGAUGGCAGGAAGGUUGGCCAUAGUGGUCCUGGAUGGCAGGAAGGUUGGCCCCAGUGAUGUACUGGCCAUAGUGGUCCUGGAUGGCAGGAAGGUUGGCCAUAGUGGUCCUGGAUGGCAGGAAGGUUGGCCCCAGUGAUGUACUGGCCAUAGUGGUCCUGGAUGGCAGGAAGGUUGGCCCCACUGAUGUACUGGCCAUAGUGGUCCUGGAUGGCAGGAAGGUUGGCCCCAGUGAUGUACUGGCCAUAGUGGUCCUGGAUGGCAGGAAGGUUGGCCAUAGUGGUCCUGGAUGGCAGGAAGGUUGGCCCCAGUGAUGUACUGGCCAUAGUGGUCCUGGAUGGCAGGAAGGUUGGCCCCAGUGAUGUACUGGCCAUAGUGGUCCUGGAUGGCAGGAAGGUUGGCCAUAGUGGUCCUGGAUGGCAGGAAGGUUGGCCCCAGUGAUGUACUGGCCAUAGUGGUCCUGGAUGGCAGGAAGGUUGGCCAUAGUGGUCCUGGAUGGCAGGAAGGUUGGCCCCAGUGAUGUACUGGCCAUAGUGGUCCUGGAUGGCAGGAAGGUUGGCCCCACUGAUGUACUGGCCAUAGUGGUCCUGGAUGGCAGGAAGGUUGGCCCCACUGAUGUACUGGCCAUAGUGGUCCUGGAUGGCAGGAAGGUUGGCCCCACUGAUGUACUGGCCAUAGUGGUCCUGGAUGGCAGGAAGGUUGGCCCCACUGAUGUACUGGCCAUAGUGGUCCUGGAUGGCAGGAAGGUUGGCCCCACUGAUGUACUGGCCAUAGUGGUCCUGGAUGGCAGGAAGGUUGGCCCCACUGAUGUACUGGCCAUAGUGGUCCUGGAUGGCAGGAAGGUUGGCCCCAGUGAUGGACUGGCCAUAGUGGUCCUGGAUGGCAGGAAGGUUGGCCCCAGUGAUGUACUGGCCAUAGUGGUCCUGGAUGGCAGGAAGGUUGGCCCCACUGAUGUACUGGCCAUAGUGGUCCUGGAUGGCAGGAAGGUUGGCCCCACUGAUGUACUGGCCAUAGUGGUCCUGGAUGGCAGGAAGGUUGGCCCCAGUGAUGUACUGGCCAUAGUGGUCCUGGAUGGCAGGAAGGUUGGCCCCACUGAUGUACUGGCCAUAGUGGUCCUGGAUGGCAGGAAGGUUGGCCCCAGUGAUGUACUGGCCAUAGUGGUCCUGGAUGGCAGGAAGGUUGGCCCCAGUGAUGUACUGGCCAUAGUGGUCCUGGAUGGCAGGAAGGUUGGCCCCACUGAUGGACUGGCCAUAGUGGUCCUGGAUGGCAGGAAGGUUGGCCCCAGUGAUGUACUGGCCAUAGUGGUCCUGGAUGGCAGGAAGGUUGGCCCCAGUGAUGUACUGGCCAUAGUGGUCCUGGAUGGCAGGAAGGUUGGCCCCAGUGAUGUACUGGCCAUAGUGGUCCUGGAUGGCAGGAAGGUUGGCCCCACUGAUGUACUGGCCAUAGUGGUCCUGGAUGGCAGGAAGGUUGGCCCCAGUGAUGUACUGGCCAUAGUGGUCCUGGAUGGCAGGAAGGUUGGCCCCAGUGAUGUACUGGCCAUAGUGGUCCUGGAUGGCAGGAAGGUUGGCCCCAGUGAUGUACUGGCCAUAGUGGUCCUGGAUGGCAGGAAGGUUGGCCCCACUGAUGGACUGGCCAUAGUGGUCCUGGAUGGCAGGAAGGUUGGCCCCAGUGAUGUACUGGCCAUAGUGGUCCUGGAUGGCAGGAAGGUUGGCCCCACUGAUGUACUGGCCAUAGUGGUCCUGGAUGGCAGGAAGGUUGGCCCCAGUGAUGUACUGGCCAUAGUGGUCCUGGAUGGCAGGUAGGUUGGCCCCACUGAUGGACUGGCCAUAGUGGUCCUGGAUGGCAGGAAGGUUGGCCCCACUGAUGGACUGGCCAUAGUGGUCCUGGAUGGCAGGAAGGUUGGCCAUAGUGGUCCUGGAUGGCAGGAAGGUUGGCCCCAGUGAUGUACUGGCCAUAGUGGUCCUGGAUGGCAGGAAGGUUGGCCCCAGUGAUGUACUGGCCAUAGUGGUCCUGGAUGGCAGGAAGGUUGGCCAUAGUGGUCCUGGAUGGCAGGAAGGUUGGCCCCAGUGAUGUACUGGCCAUAGUGGUCCUGGAUGGCAGGAAGGUUGGCCAUAGUGGUCCUGGAUGGCAGGAAGGUUGGCCCCAGUGAUGUACUGGCCAUAGUGGUCCUGGAUGGCAGGAAGGUUGGCCCCACUGAUGUACUGGCCAUAGUGGUCCUGGAUGGCAGGAAGGUUGGCCCCAGUGAUGUACUGGCCAUAGUGGUCCUGGAUGGCAGGAAGGUUGGCCCCACUGAUGUACUGGCCAUAGUGGUCCUGGAUGGCAGGAAGGUUGGCCCCACUGAUGUACUGGCCAUAGUGGUCCUGGAUGGCAGGAAGGUUGGCCCCACUGAUGUACUGGCCAUAGUGGUCCUGGAUGGCAGGAAGGUUGGCCCCACUGAUGUACUGGCCAUAGUGGUCCUGGAUGGCAGGAAGGUUGGCCCCAGUGAUGGACUGGCCAUAGUGGUCCUGGAUGGCAGGAAGGUUGGCCCCAGUGAUGUACUGGCCAUAGUGGUCCUGGAUGGCAGGAAGGUUGGCCCCACUGAUGUACUGGCCAUAGUGGUCCUGGAUGGCAGGAAGGUUGGCCCCACUGAUGUACUGGCCAUAGUGGUCCUGGAUGGCAGGAAGGUUGGCCCCAGUGAUGUACUGGCCAUAGUGGUCCUGGAUGGCAGGAAGGUUGGCCCCACUGAUGUACUGGCCAUAGUGGUCCUGGAUGGCAGGAAGGUUGGCCCCAGUGAUGUACUGGCCAUAGUGGUCCUGGAUGGCAGGAAGGUUGGCCCCAGUGAUGUACUGGCCAUAGUGGUCCUGGAUGGCAGGAAGGUUGGCCCCACUGAUGGACUGGCCAUAGUGGUCCUGGAUGGCAGGAAGGUUGGCCCCAGUGAUGUACUGGCCAUAGUGGUCCUGGAUGGCAGGAAGGUUGGCCCCAGUGAUGUACUGGCCAUAGUGGUCCUGGAUGGCAGGAAGGUUGGCCCCAGUGAUGUACUGGCCAUAGUGGUCCUGGAUGGCAGGAAGGUUGGCCCCACUGAUGUACUGGCCAUAGUGGUCCUGGAUGGCAGGAAGGUUGGCCCCAGUGAUGUACUGGCCAUAGUGGUCCUGGAUGGCAGGAAGGUUGGCCCCAGUGAUGUACUGGCCAUAGUGGUCCUGGAUGGCAGGAAGGUUGGCCCCAGUGAUGUACUGGCCAUAGUGGUCCUGGAUGGCAGGAAGGUUGGCCCCACUGAUGGACUGGCCAUAGUGGUCCUGGAUGGCAGGAAGGUUGGCCCCAGUGAUGUACUGGCCAUAGUGGUCCUGGAUGGCAGGAAGGUUGGCCCCACUGAUGUACUGGCCAUAGUGGUCCUGGAUGGCAGGAAGGUUGGCCCCAGUGAUGUACUGGCCAUAGUGGUCCUGGAUGGCAGGAAGGUUGGCCCCACUGAUGGACUGGCCAUAGUGGUCCUGGAUGGCAGGAAGGUUGGCCCCACUGAUGGACUGGCCAUAGUGGUCCUGGAUGGCAGGAAGGUUGGCCCCAGUGAUGUACUGGCCAUAGUGGUCCUGGAUGGCAGGAAGGUUGGCCCCAGUGAUGUACUGGCCAUAGUGGUCCUGGAUGGCAGGAAGGUUGGCCCCACUGAUGGACUGGCCAUAGUGGUCCUGGAUGGCAGGAAGGUUGGCCCCACUGAUGUACUGGCCAUAGUGGUCCUGGAUGGCAGGAAGGUUGGCCCCAGUGAUGUACUGGCCAUAGUGGUCCUGGAUGGCAGGAAGGUUGGCCCCACUGAUGGACUGGCCAUAGUGGUCCUGGAUGGCAGGAAGGUUGGCCCCAGUGAUGUACUGGCCAUAGUGGUCCUGGAUGGCAGGAAGGUUGGCCCCAGUGAUGUACUGGCCAUAGUGGUCCUGGAUGGCAGGAAGGUUGGCCCCACUGAUGGACUGGCCAUAGUGGUCCUGGAUGGCAGGAAGGUUGGCCCCACUGAUGGACUGGCCAUAGUGGUCCUGGAUGGCAGGAAGGUUGGCCCCAGUGAUGUACUGGCCAUAGUGGUCCUGGAUGGCAGGAAGGUUGGCCCCAGUGAUGUACUGGCCAUAGUGGUCCUGGAUGGCAGGAAGGUUGGCCCCAGUGAUGUACCCCACUGUUUUUAUUUUAUUUUAUUUUUUAGCUUGGGCUCAUAAGCCUAUGAAUAUGCAUAAACUCUAAUAUGCAUAUGGGUGUUUUGCAUUAAUCAUCACCUUAGAAAGCGCUGUUCAUUUCGUUGUUAGGCUUUUGAAACGACAUCUACAAUGACCAUGUUUUACACUCAGUUUCAACCUGCUGUUUAACUUAUUUUUCUUCAAAUUGAUGGAUUUUAAAAGCAGAUACUGUUUUGAUAAGUGUUUUGAUGUGAUUUUUUUUGAUUGCAUUUGCAUUCAUGUCAGAGUGGUCAGAGGGACAAUAGAGCGCUGAGUUCCUACAUUCGGACCUUAUUGGUUGUUAGUGAGUUGGGUUCUACCAACGCAUGUCCAGAGUCCAUAAGAGGAGAUCACCGUGACUCAACGGUCACGUGGAAUUUUACUGCGUUCAUGAUUGCCGGUGUGAUGAUAAUGGUAAUAUGGUCACUGCAACAGCCCUACUCAUGGUGAUUAUUAUUGUUUGACCCUGCUGGUCAUCUAUGAACAUCUUGAAAAACCAUCUGGCCUUAAUGGCCAUGUACUGUUAUAAUCUCCCCCCGGCACAGCCAGAAGGGGACUGGCCACCCCUCAGAGCCUGGUUCCUCUCUAGGUUUCUUCCUAGGUUCCUGCCUUUCUAGGGAGUUUUUCCUAGCCACCGUGCUUCUACAUCUGCAUUGCUUGCUGUUUGUGGUUUUAGUCUGGGUUUCUGUAUAAGCACUUUGUGACAUCUGCUGAUGUAAAAAGGGCUUUAUAAAUACAUUUGAUUGGUUGAUUUAAAGGGUCUAUAAAAUGUAAUGUACCUACAGGACUUCCGUAACUACCAGUACACGUUGCCCGUGGUGAAGGGCCUGGUGGUGGACAUGGAGGCGAGGAAGACCUGCGUCAAGAUCCCCGGCAACCGAUACAACGAGGUGAGGCUCUCAACCAAUCGUAUUGCUUCCUAGCGAGGGGUUCUGCCAAUCACUAGGUCACCACGGUCCCAAACCAGAGACAACCAACCCUAUGUAGUAGUCGGCCUGGAAUCCACACUGAAUAUCGUUCCGUUUUCACUUCACUGAUUCGGGUCUGGACCUGCAUUCAGUGAUACUGGUUUAGUAUAACCAAGAUGUUCUGUGUGGUACAGAAGACCUUACUCCCUGUAAGGUUUGGAAAUGUUUAUCUGCUUGGCUACUGCCACUCUAACAGAUGGGAACCCAGUGAUUGGACCGUUUGACAACAGACAGUAUGAGAGCUUUCACACAGUCGGUGACUAAAACGCUCCAGAUUCUCACUUUUAUUUCUGCCAUGUGAACGACAGGAGAAAUGAGGAAGUCAGUCAGUCACAUAGACCAAGAUAACCAGGAUUUCUCCAUUAUCAAUCAAUCAAUCAAUUUUAUUUUAUAUAGCCCUUCUUACAUCAGCUAAUAUCUCGAAGUGCUGUACAGAAACCCAGCCUAAAACCCCAAACAGCUAGUAAUGCAGGUGUAGAAGCACGGUGGCUAGGAAAAACUCCCUAGAAAGGCAAAACCUAGGAAGAAACCUAGAGAGGAACCAGGCUAUGAGGGGUGGCCAGUCCUCUUCUGGCUGUGCCGGGUGGAGAUUAUAACAGAACCAUGCCAAGAUGUUCAAAAAUGUUCAUAAGUGACAAGCAUGGUCAAAUAAUAAUCAGGAAUAAAUCUCAGUUGGCUUUUCAUAGCCGAUCAUUAGAGUUUAAAACAGCAGGUCUGGGACAGGUAGGGGUUCCAUAACCGCAGGCAGAACAGUUUAAACUGGAAUAGCAGCAAGGCCAGGCGGACUGGGGAUAGCAAGGAGUCACCACGGCCGGUAGUCCCGACGUAUGGUCCUAGGGCUCAGGUCUCUCAGUUGGCUUUUCAUAGCCGAUCAUUUAGAGUUGAAAACAGCAGGUCUGGGACAGGUAGGGGUUUCGUAGCCGCAGGCAGAACAGUUGAAACUGGAAUAGCAGCAAGGCCAGGCGGACUGGGGGCAGCAGGGUGUCAUCAUGCCCGGUAGUCCUGACGUAUGGUCCUAGGGCUCAGGUUCUCAGAGAGAAAGAGAGAACGAGAGAAUUAGAGAGAGCAUACUUAAAUUCACACAGGACACUGGAUAAGACAGGAGAAGUACUCCAGGUAUAACCAACUAACCCCAGCCCCCCGACACAUAAACUACUGCAGCAUAAAUACUGGAGGCUGAGACAGGAGCGGUCCGGAGACACUGUGGCCCCAUCCGAAGAAACCCCCGGACAGGGCCAAACAGGAAGGAUAUAACCCCACCCACUCCGCCAAAGCACAGCCCCCGCACCACUAGAGGGAUAUCCCCAACCACCAACUUACAAUCCUGAGACAAGGCCGAGUAUAGCCCACAGAGGUCUCCACCACAGCACAAACCAAGGGGGGGGCGCCAACCCAGACAGGAAGAUCACGUCAGUAACUCAACCCACUCAAGUGACGCACAUUAUUGUAUUUUCCUCAAUCUACCUCAUCAAAAUGUUUCAUCUAAAAAGAACUGGAACUGAUUUGUGGAAACUUCAACCGUAAGGAUUAUGUUACCACAUUGGUGUACUGAACAGAUAACUUUGUCACAACUAGCGGCCUCCUGAUCACAACUCUUCAGGGCCCGGGUUUCCCAAAAGCGUCGUUAAAUCUACGAGCUGUUUCCCAAAACCAUAGUUAUUAACGUUGCACUUGAAAACACUCGUAAUCUAAACGCCUACCUCAAGUCGCUCUGGAUAAGAGCGGUCUGCUGAAUGAUGUAAAUGUAAACAGAAUCACAUGGUUUAUCAGUCUCUCUGUGACAUCCGAUAACUUCAGAGCAAAGGGUGACUACAAAUAUAAAGUUGCCUGUGUCUUUUGCAAUUGUUACAAACAAGCGACGUGUAUAUAUAAAAAUAUGCUUCAAAUGAAAACCGUGAUGACUGCAUCAAAAUAUAAACAGUAGGCUAUAGGCCAAUUUCAAUCAUAUUGAAAUUAAAUCGAGUGUAGGUUUAACUGAAUGACAACAGAGACCGAAUACACUACCAUUAAAAAUACCUGCAAUGCUGAUGGGGUAACAUUAUGACACUACUAUAUAAACACCUGCUAUAUGAUAAGGUAACUUUUAUAAUCACUAUUAUAUACAGCGCAUUCGGAAAGUAUUCAGACCCCUUGACUUUUUCCACAUUUUGUUACGUUACAGCCUUAUUCUAAAAUUGAUCAAAAAAUAUAUAUAUAUAUUGCGUCAAUCUACACACAAUACCCCAUAAUGACAAAGCAAAAACAGGUUUUUAAAAACUGAAAUCACAUUUACAUAAGUAUUCAGACCCUUUACGCAGUACUUUGUUGAAGCACCUUUGGCAGCGAUUAUAGCCUUGAGUCUUCUUGGGUAUGACGCUACAAGCUUGGCACACCUGUAUUUGGGGAGUUUCUCCCAUUCUUCUCUGCAGAUCCUCUCAAGCUCUGUCAGGUUGGAUGGGGAGCGUCGCUGCACAGCUAUUUUCAGGUUUCUCCAGAGAUGUUCGAUCGGAUUCGUCCGGACUCUGGCUCUGUAGCCUAACGUGUGUACAAUGUGUAAACUCUGUGAUUUAGUUCAUUAUUAUAGACUAAGCAUUAGAACGUAGGUGGUAAUAUCUCUCUAGGAGCUGAUCCGUGGUCAGUAUUGUGAAAUAAUUACAACGUUAAGGAAAGAUUUGAAUGGAGAAAGCUGAUCCGAGAGCAGCGCUCCCUUUCUUUCGACCCUGUCAGUAUCUCCGCUAUGCCUCAACGACACACUCGGUGAGCGUUCUCUCAGCCGUGGUGUUUUGGGAAACGCAGGUUACGUCUUCGGCCGUUGUAGGGAAAGAUGCAUCGUUAAAAACACACGUAAGCCUAAAUUCCAUUGGGAAACCAGGCCCAGGACUGUUGAAGUUACAGAUUGGACCUUUAAUGACACAACCACAUUGUCUGCCCCAGCUGAUGAAGGCUAUUAUCAAGUUAUAAAGAGACUAUUACCCGGCUAUGAACAAGUCUUUAUAUUCCCUGCAGCUGAUGAAGGCCAUGAACAAGUCCAAUGAACACGUCCUGGCCAUGGGGGCGUGUUUUAACGAGCAGGCCGACUCCCACCUGGUGGGUGUUCAGAACGACGACGGAAACUACCAGACCCAGGCCAUCAGCAUCCACCACCAACCAGACCCAGGCCAUCAGCAUCCACCACCAACCAGACCCAGGCCAUCAGCAUCCACCACCAACCAGACCCAGGCCAUCAGCAUCCACCACCAACCAGACCCAGGCCAUCAGCAUCCACCACCAACCAGACCCAGGCCAUCAGCAUCCACCACCAACCAGACCCAGGCCAUCAGCAUCCACCACCAACCAGACCCAGGCCAUCAGCAUCCACCACCAACCAGACCCAGGCCAUCAGCAUCCACCACCAACCACGCACAGGCCAUCAGCAUCCACCACCAACCACGCACAGGCCAUCAGCAUCCACCACCAACCACACCCAGGCCAUCAGCAUCCACCACCAACCAGACCCAGGCCAUCAGCAUCCACCACCAACCAGACCCAGGCCAUCAGCAUCCACCACCAACCAGACCCAGGCCAUCAGCAUCCACCACCAACCAGACCCAGGCCAUCAGCAUCCACCACCAACCACGCAGAGGCCAUCAGCAUCCACCACCAACCAGACCCAGGCCAUCAGCAUCCACCACCAACCACGCAGAGGCCAUCAGCAUCCACCACCAACCAGACCCAGGCCAUCAGCAUCCACCACCAACCACGCAGAGGCCAUCAGCAUCCACCACCAACCACACACAGGCCAUCAGCAUCCACCACCAACCACACCCAGGCCAUCAGCAUCCACCACCAACCACACACAGGCCAUCAGCAUCCACCACCAACCACGCACAGGCCAUCAGCAUCCACCACCAACCACACACAGGCCAUCAGCAUCCACCACCAACCACACAGAGGUAGACACACACACACACACACAGACACAGACACACACACACAGACACACAGACACAGACACACACACACAGACACACACACACACACACACACAGGCCAUCAGCAUCCACCACCAACCAGACCCAGGCCAUCAGCAUCCACCACCAACCAGACCCAGGCCAUCAGCAUUCACCACCAACCACGCAGAGGCCAUCAGCAUUCACCACCAACCACGCAGAGGCCAUCAGCAUUCACCACCAACCACGCAGAGGUAGACACACACACACACACACACACACACACCACACACACCACACACACACACUCACACACACACAGACACACACACACAGACACACACACACACACACACACAGGCCAUCAGCAUCCACCACCAACCAGACCCAGGCCAUCAGCAUCCACCACCAACCAGACCCAGGCCAUCAGCAUCCACCACCAACCAGACCCAGGCCAUCAGCAUCCACCACCAACCAGACCCAGGCCAUCAGCAUCCACCACCAACCAGACCCAGGCCAUCAGCAUCCACCACCAACCACGCACAGGCCAUCAGCAUCCACCACCAACCACGCACAGGCCAUCAGCAUCCACCACCAACCACGCACAGGCCAUCAGCAUCCACCACCAACCACACACAGGCCAUCAGCAUCCACCACCAACCAGACCCAGGCCAUCAGCAUCCACCACCAACCACACACAGGCCAUCAGCAUCCACCACCAACCACACACAGGCCAUCAGCAUCCACCACCAACCACGCAGAGGUAGACACACACACACACACACACACACACAGACACAGACACACACAUACAGACACACACACACACACACAGGCCAUCAGCAUCCACCACCAAUCACGCAGAGGUAGACACACACACACACACACACACAGACACAGGCCAUCAGCAUCCACCACCAACCACGCAGAGGUAGACACACACACACACACACACACACAGACAGACACACACACACACACACACACACACCACACCACACACACACACACAACGUGGGGAGUCAAGUCAUAGUCUGUCGACUGGACUAACAAAACCAUGGCUGGAAUCGCAGCCCUUCAGAUAGCUUACAAUUGAAUUUCUUUGUGAUUAAAUUCAAUAUUUCAAGUUUAUUUCUUCCAGUGACCGGCGCCUGCUUUUUUGUGUCCAGUGGUUCUCUGAAGGCAGCCUCUGGACACUUGGCCAAGACCAGCAUUGUGGAAGGUAACAUCAACAAUAUCUCCAAAAUUAGAGACUGCAUUUCAAUUGAACUUUAUUUAUCGCCUCUGAUUUUUUGCCAUAGGACUACAGAGCUGAUUCAAAAUAUCAACCAAUCAUCAAACUUUGAUUAUUUGAAUCCGCUGUUUAGUGCUAGGGCAAAAAACCAAAACGUGCACCCAGCGGGGGCCCCAGGACAGAGUUUGGGAAACCCCGUGUUAGGUAGUCUGCUGUCUACAGGUGUGUACGGUGUGAUGGUGUUAUAUACACACACACAUCUGUUGUUCCCCUGUAGAUGGUGUGAUGGUGUUAUAUAUACACACACAUCUGUUGUUCCCCCUGUAGAUGGUGUGAUGGUGCAGAUCACAGCAGAGACCAUGGAUGCUCUACGGCAAGCCCUCAGGGACAUGAAGGACUUUAGUAUCACCUGUGGCCGGGCAGACCAGCAGGACACCCAGGAACAUGUUCACAUACAGUGGACAGAUGACGAUCACUCCUUUUUCAAUAAGGGGUGAGGAAAUGAAUGAUGAAAGGAGGAGGAGGAAGGGAAACCUCUAAACUCCUAGUGUUUCCCUCCCUUAAUACCCAUCUAUGAAAGAUGUUUAGAAGACAUUUAAAGUAGGUGUAUUAUUUAAACCCCCCCCCCCCCGCCUGUUCCCCCCCCAGGGUAAUUAGUCCUAUUGAUGGGAAGUCUAUGGAGUUCAACACCAGCGUCAAAAUCUUCCACGGUUCAGAGUUCAAGGCUAAUGGGAAGGUCAUCCGCUGGACAGAGGUACGUGAUGUCACCCUCCUAAACAACACCUGGGUUCAGUCCGUGAUGUCACCCUCCUAAACAACACCUGGGUUCAGUCCGUGAUGUCACCCUCCUAAACAACACCUGGGUUCAGUCCGUGAUGUCACCCUCCUAAACAACACCUGGGUUCAGUCCGUGAUGUCACCCUCCUAAACAACACCUGGGUUCAGUCCGUGAUGUCACCCUCCUAAACAACACCUGGGUUCAGUCAACACAAAACCAGACAAAACAUUUCGAAACGGGGAGGCACUACCUGAUCUUGUCCGAUAAGAAAUGUGCAAUUAAAUUUGUUUCAAAAUGUUUUACAAAAAAAAGGUGUGCCCUACUGAAUACGACCCAUUCUCAUGUCUCCGCUCAAGACAAAUCUGCAACGUUUAUAAUUUUUGCCCCUUUUAGGUCUUCUUCGUCCAGAGUGACGACCAGCCUAACGGUCUGAGCGACCCUGCUGACCACAGCCGCUUGACGGAGAACGUGGCGAGGGCAUUCUGCGUGGCGCUGUGCCCGCACCUCAAACUGCUGAAGGACGAUGGCAUGGCUAAACUGGGCCUACGGGUCACCCUCGAGUCUGACCAGGUACGGACUCGGGUCAUCACGGUCUGGCCACACCAGAAAUGAUUUGAAUGGCAAAUCAGAAAUGGUUUUUAAAUCAGAAAAUGUGCAGGGGCAGACAUUGACCAGAAAUUAUCCCUGGCAUUUCAAACACACCAGCCCGUUUUUUUCCUCAAGGCGUCCACACCGGCCCAUUUUCUUUUUCUUGAGGCCUCAUUAUUAGCCAGAUAAUGAUCAUUUUUGCGUAAAGAAAACAAGUUAGACAGGCCCACUGGGCUAAAAAUGGACCAGCCCAUCUGGCAUUUGGCUGAAAUGACAGAUAGCCAGUCCGCCCAUGCAAAUGUGUAAUUUAGGAUUAAGCUCAAAGUAAAUGUAAAUCAGGUGUGUCAGUCAGUGCUAGGCUAAAACAAACAAGAAUGGACUGAGAAACACUUGAAUUAGAAAAUAACUACCUGUCUCUGUGGGCCACCUAGCAGGUAGUAACGGCAAGCCACUCCCCUCACAGUACCUGGUUAGAUAAAAGGAUACAUCAACAGUAACUACCUGUCGCUUCCCUGUCCCUCUUUUCUCCCAGGUGGGUUACCUAGCAGGUAGUAACGGCCAGCCUCUCCCCUCCCAUUACCUGAGUGACCUGGACAGAACUCUGAUCCCGGUCAUCCACAGAGGGGCGGGUCAACUCAGCGAGGGCCCCGUCGUCAUGGAGCUGGUCUUCUACAUCCUGGAAAUCCUCUCCUAGAAGACGGACCAACACC
Molecule: messenger RNA, 38441 nt
Organism: Coregonus sp. 'balchen'
Lineage: Eukaryota; Metazoa; Chordata; Actinopteri; Salmoniformes; Salmonidae
Source: the annotation of a GenBank genome assembly